Lachancea thermotolerans CBS 6340 is the source of this 636-nucleotide messenger RNA. RefSeq names its product Plp1p (gene PLP1). Gene Ontology annotation, cellular component: cytoplasm. NCBI's taxonomy places the organism in Eukaryota, Fungi, Ascomycota, Saccharomycetes, Saccharomycetales, Saccharomycetaceae. The transcript has a single exon. The record is from RefSeq and is a predicted model, not a curated record. Bases 1 to 636 code for a protein of 211 amino acids.
AUGCCUUUGGAUCAACUUGAAGCCUAUGAGAAAAGUAUAGUGGAUAAAGCUAAUGGCCGCACAUCUGAGGUUGAUGAUGAUGGGGCUUCCUUAGACGAGAUUCUAGGUGAGCUGGAGGACGACACUGAUUUUAUGGAAAAAUACAGAGAGCAGCGGCUACAACAGAUAGCUGAUGACAUGAGAAAAAUGAAGCAUAACGUUGAGUCUGAGCAGUAUGGCCAAGUUUUCACUAUGACAGAUGAAAGCGAACUAAUGAGGCUAACUUCGGCGACGGACCAGGUCGUGAUUCACUUCUAUCUGGAUAGCUUCCAGAAGUGCGCCACGAUGGACGCCAAGCUAAAGAAACUUGCUGAGAAGCAUAUAAUGACGCGCUUUUUCAGGAUUAGUGUGGAAAAGUGCCCUUUCCUUGUGACGAAGCUUCAAAUAAAAGUUCUCCCUUGCGUCGUUGCCUAUAAAAACGGCUUGGAAAGAGACAAGAUUGUGGGCUUCACGCGCCUUGGGAACCAAACCGACGACUUUGAAGCUGGUACUCUGGAGACGAUUCUGUUCAAUUGCGGGGUGCUGGCGAGAAAAAUACAGCCUCGUGGUAUAAGGACGGGCCGAACAGAUGAAAGUGAUUCCGACCUUGACCUGUGA